Molecule: messenger RNA, 2833 nt
Organism: Chanos chanos (milkfish)
Lineage: Eukaryota; Metazoa; Chordata; Actinopteri; Gonorynchiformes; Chanidae
Gene: ap3m1
Product: adaptor related protein complex 3 subunit mu 1
Exons: 9
Coding region: 72-1328 (418 amino acids)
Biological process (GO): vesicle-mediated transport; intracellular protein transport
Cellular component (GO): clathrin adaptor complex
Source: RefSeq, a predicted model, not a curated record
GCCAUAUUGCCACCGAGGAGUUUUUACCUGCACUCAAGAAAGUAUUCCUUAGAUAAUAUAGAGGCGUCAUAAUGAUUCACAGCCUGUUCCUGAUAAAUAGCGCUGGGGAUAUAUUUCUGGAGAAACACUGGAAGAGUGUCAUUAGCCGCUCGGUGUGCGAUUACUUUUUUGAGGCUCAGGAGAAAGCAGGGGAGCCUGACAAUGUACCGCCUGUUAUACGCACCCCGCAUCACUACCUCAUCAACAUCUACCGCGAGAAGAUAUUUUUUGUGUCGGUCAUCCAGACAGAGGUACCCCCUCUGUUUGUUAUUGAAUUUCUGCAUCGAGUCGCUGAGAUGUUCCAGGAUUACUUUGGUGAAUCCUCAGAGGCUGCAAUCAAGGAUAAUGUUGUAAUAGUCUACGAGCUCCUUGAAGAAAUGCUCGAUAAUGGUUUUCCCCUUGCGACAGAAUCCAACAUCUUAAAGGAGCUGAUAAAACCUCCCACAAUCCUUCGCUCUGUAGUCAACACUAUCACAGGCAGCAGUAAUGUGGGAGAGACUUUGCCAACCGGCCAACUGUCGACCAUUCCCUGGAGAAGAGCUGGCGUGAAGUACACCAAUAAUGAGGCCUAUUUUGAUGUGGUGGAGGAAAUCGAUGCCAUCCUUGACAAGUCUGGUACCACAGUGUUUGCUGAAAUCCAAGGUGUCAUUGACGCUUGUGUAAAGCUAUCGGGAAUGCCUGACCUCACGCUGUCGUUCAUGAACCCCAGACUGCUGGAUGACGUGAGCUUUCAUCCGUGUGUCCGCUUCAAGCGCUGGGAAUCUGAGAGAGUCCUUUCUUUUGUUCCCCCUGACGGAAACUUCCAGCUCAUGUCUUAUCACGUCAGUGCACAGAACCUGGUUGCCAUCCCUGUUUAUGUGAAGCAGAAUAUCAGUUUCUUUGAGACUGGAUCCUCAGGAAGACUGGACAUCACGGUGGGGCCUAAGCAGACCAUGGGGAAGACUGUAGAAUGUGUGCUGGUCACCAUCCACAUGCCCAAGGUCAUUCUCAGUGCCAACCUAACUCCCACUCAGGGCACAUACACCUACGACCCUGUCACCAAGAUUUUGAUGUGGGACAUUGGGAAACUUAACCACCAAAAACUGCCCAAUCUGAAAGGCAGUCUGAGUUUACAGUCUGGGGCAGCCAAGCCUGAGGAGAACCCCAGCCUGAACAUUGAGUUUAAGAUCCAGCAGCUCGCCAUCUCAGGGCUGAAGGUCAACCGCCUGGACAUGUAUGGAGAGAAAUACAAACCAUUUAAAGGAGUAAAAUACGUCACCAAAGCCGGGAAGUUCCAGGUCAGAACUUGAAGUUGACUGGGCCCUGGACCUGAAUAGGAUGUGCCAAAAAUAUUUGAAAGGUGCCCUUUCCCAGUCAGAGGCAUAAAUAUAAACCUCAGCUUUUUGCCUACGUGUUCAUAAUUCUGUUUAUAACAGUGCUAACAAUGCCUUGUAUUGUUUGAGGAGGCGGAAAGGAUUUGGAAAUUUGCAUUUUUUAAAAUCUGUUUUCAGAGGGAACGCCUUAAACUAUUUAAAUAUGUGUUACAUUUAAUUGAGUUUUUCGUUGUGUGACGUGAGAGACAAACAUUCCCUUUUUUGUGUUUUUCCCGUGUUGUUAGAUUAACAGGUACUUUAUCCUGCUGUCACGGCAGAUGGGUAAAUUAUACUAAGUUGUUUUCAGCCUAAGUGAAAUGGGAAAUAAUGAGAACUUCAUGGCUGGAAGACUGACAGACAUUGUACUGUGACGGUGAAGUUUUACAAAUAACCUCAAUGAUGCCAUCAUUCAGUAAUGAUCAGGAAUCCAACCAGAGCAAAAGAGUAUCAGCAGCCACCUGUCUGGUCUUCAGUCUGUAAUCCAAUCUGAGAUUCCAUGACAAAGUACGUUGUUUGUUACAAAUCACUGAUCACAUCAGUAUCAUCACUCCAGCACAGACCAGGCCUUAAGGAAGCCACAGUCUUCAUGUACACGACUUGACAUGUAGGUUGUAGCUUUGAACUUGAAGUUGUUUUGUAGGGAAGAAAUCACAAAUUUAUGAUUUAAGAAAAAGAGUCUUUUAUUUUGAAGUUGUGUUAGCUUGCAGAGGCUGCCUUUCUCUAAGAGCACAGAUACCAAACACAGUGAGAGGUGAUGUCUGCCCUAGCGUUUACUGAGUCACAGAGCAGGCCAGCACAGUCAAUCCGUUCUGCUCACAAACAGAACACCACAGCCUUGCUGUAGAAUGGGUGCAGAGUACCUGACUAAAUAUUUAAUAAGUUGUGCUUACACACAGUGACCAAAGCACCGCGUUUCCUCAUGCCCAUCACUAAGGGAGACCUAACCCACAGCCGGUCUGGUCCAAGGCCGUCUGAAUGAAUCCGUGUUCAUUGAGUUCAUUGGUCACACACAGCACACUGUCUUCUCUCAGCGGACAUCACUGCUCACUCAAAGGGUACACAACCCUGUUUUAAAAUAUCUAACAUGUACAGUUGUAUCUGAAGGGAACAUCACAGUUGCAUUGUAAUAUGUGUAUUUAAACCAAAAGCAUCCAACUUUAUACAUUUUGGGGAGAAAACUGCGCCCUUGUGUUCAGUUUGCCUAUGUCUUGGGAAUUCAUCUCAAAAUGUAAACUUAUGUUUAUUGCCUACAUUGUAAACACGAGAUGCUAUGUCAUUACGUGUAUCCCAUUUUUGAAAACAUUGUUUUGUGUCAAGACCAUAGGAAGGUAACUUGCUCAGUCUUUAGAUCAGAAUUCCCCUCUAAGCUUUUUACUGUUACCAGUAAAAUAAAAUUGUUGAUUAUUAAUCUUAUAAUUGUAUUUUCCCAAUAAAACACAUUC